Molecule: messenger RNA, 1149 nt
Organism: Nymphaea colorata (pocket water lily)
Lineage: Eukaryota; Viridiplantae; Streptophyta; Magnoliopsida; Nymphaeales; Nymphaeaceae
Exons: 6
Coding region: 177-716 (179 amino acids)
Biological process (GO): box C/D snoRNP assembly
Molecular function (GO): box C/D methylation guide snoRNP complex binding
Source: RefSeq, a predicted model, not a curated record
UGUAAAGGAUGAUUGUUUGAUACUGAUUUUUAGUUUGUUUGAUACUGAUUUUUAGUUUCUUUUAUUGAGAGUCUCCGUGCUCUGAGUUGGUUCUCUUAAACACAGAGCCAUCGACAUGGCGAUGUUUAUUGAACCCGGAGGUAUCAGGAUGGUGGUUUUUGUUGAACAAAAAGAAAAUGCAUUCUACAAACAAGGAGCUUCUGGAAUUGGAGCAUGGAGGAUCCUCCACUACAGAAUCAAAGCUUCUCCUCUGCAAAAAUGAACUUUCAUCUAAAAAAGGAAAUCUUCAUCCUAACAAGAAAGGUGGUAAGAAGCCUUUGACAACACCAGUUCCUGCAAGCCAAGUUCUUGGAAAAGUGAAGGACUUUCUGGAAGUAAUGGCAGAAGCAAACCAAAAACUAAAGCAUGAAGCUAAGGGAAAACCUCUAGAUGCCUUUGAUAUUGAAGCACUAACUGGAAAUGAAGAGCAGUACAUCGAAAUGGAUUUACGUCUAGGAGUAGUUGAUCUUUACACACCUGAAGCUGUUGCAGUGGCUGAAUCUGCUGUGGCAGGUGCUCAAAUGGUCAUUCCUGAACCAGUUAGCUCCUCUGAUACUGAUGACAGUGAUGAUGAUGAAAUCAUGGUUCAUCAUGUAUUGUCUGAGAAACCAUUAGCAGAGUAUGAAUCUGAGCGUUCAGACAAUAAGAGAAAGCGACCAAGGAUUAUAGAACUUUAAUGUAUAACCAUAAUGUUCGAUCAACCUAGGCCUUGGUUGGGCAUCUGUCAAGCAUGUUGCAGCAUUGAAAAGGUGCAAGGACAACUGAAGAGGCAAAGAAGUAUCUACCAGCGCAAGGGAGAGGAACUGACCUUCAUUAGUGUACUGGAAAGUAGACUCCUUGUUUAAGGUUAAAAAUAACCAAUCAAUAAACACAUCUUUUAGAUAAUGUUGUCAGUUCAUGAAUGGGAUGCCUGAUAAUGCAGGGAUGCUUGAUAAUGCAGGAACUUAGGAAGAUAUACAUAAUUUUUUUUUUUAAAGGGAAACUGUUUCACGGUUUAAGAAUGACACUUGUCUCUGUAUAAGCAAGAAACACUAGGAUCUGGCCUUCAUACAAAUGAUCCGUUCCCAAUUUCCAAGACUUUGCAGUUUGUAUGUUAAAAUUUUUUACUUA